CUUUAGUAUUAGUUUCACGCAUGCGUAAAUAUUGGCCAUGCGUAUGAGCAAGAAACCAAUGCGCUGUAUUCAAUUUAUGUUGAAUUAUCUCAGUUAGCUCAUGAUUUGCACGUACACUACAGUUACCUUUGAUCAUUUUUAUGUCUCUCAUGGCCCAGUGUGGAUAACCUCAGCAGACACGUAAGAAAAUAACGUUUGUGUGUUAGACUUUUAGGUUGACUAGCCUUCUCGCCUCGACAAAAACAUGGGGCCCGUAGUGGAACUCAUCGCUGGAAGUUACGAGCAGAUCACCUUUGGUUACCGGUUGUGCACUAGUGAAGAGGAGUGGACAGCCACUGCAGACUUCACCCACCAUGCCCACACCGCCUCGGUUUCUGCCGUGGCCACCAGCGAGAGGUACAUCGCCACAGGCAGCCGAGAUGAGACCAUCCAGAUCUACGACAUGAAGAAGAAAAUAGAACACGGAGCGCUGCUGCAUCACGACGGUACCAUUUCCUGUCUGGAGUUCUAUGGCUCCUCCCACCUCCUGAGCGGAGGUCAGGACGGGCUGCUGUGUGUCUGGAGCACCAAGAACUGGGAGUGUCUCAAGUCGAUCAGAGCUCACAAAGGUCAGGUGACGUCACUCUCCGUCCACCCGUCCGGGAAACUGGCCUUGACUGUCGGCACAGACAAGACCCUUCGAACCUGGAAUCUAAUCGAUGGCAGAUCAGCUUUCAUCAAAAACAUUAAACAGAAUGCGUUGUUAGUGAAGUGGUCGCCGCCGGGAGAUAAAUAUGUGUUAGUGGUCAAUGAUCAUGUGGAUGUGUACGACCUGGAGACAGCCACUGUCACGUCGACCAUCAUCAACCCCAAGAGGAUUUCAUCCAUCAAGUUCCUCAACAACUCUGUCCUGGCCAUAGCAGGGGACGAUCAGACUGUCCGGCUUUUUGACAUCAACACUCAGAAGUUACUCUGUGAGUUUGAGGCUCAUGAAACCAGGGUGAAAUCGGUGGACAGUUUCACCAUGGAAGAUCUCUGCGUUGUGGUAACGGCAUCGAAUGACGGCUUCAUCAAAUUGUGGAAACUUAACCUCGAGACGUUGGGGUCCCCACAGCUGCUGGGGAAGGUGAAUACGACAGCCAGGCUCACCUGUCUGUCUGUGUGGCAGCCCACCUCUCUCCAGGAGAGCCCCCCGGAGAUCAAAACCGAGCCUGCAACCUCUCAAGACACAAAGGAUGUUGGGGAUGAAGUUUCGAAGAAGCGAGUCCGGAUCUCGACUGUGGAAGUGGUCAUAGAGGAAAGCAGUUCACCCAAGAAGAAAAAGGAUGGGGGGAAAAAGAAGCAGAAAACCUAAUAAAUUAUUUUUUACUUUG
Esox lucius (northern pike) is the source of this 1352-nucleotide messenger RNA. It is a transcript of the gene pak1ip1, whose product is annotated as PAK1 interacting protein 1. Lineage: Eukaryota; Metazoa; Chordata; Actinopteri; Esociformes; Esocidae. Gene Ontology annotation, molecular function: protein binding. The record is from RefSeq and is a predicted model, not a curated record. The transcript is spliced from 10 exons. Bases 245 to 1333 code for a protein of 362 amino acids.